CCUAGAUCAGUAUGGUCAGGCAGAGAAAUCAUUCCAAUUCAGUCCUGCAAACAGAGUAGUUGUGUUUACAUGAAUGAUCUUUCAGUUGUGAACUGUUUUCGUUAUCAGUGUUUUUGAAUGUGGAACUUUUGUGAUUGACUCCGUUCUAGUUGGAAUAAUCAAUACAUUUAGGUGACAUUUUGAGAAAAAUGAGGGGUGUAUCUGGCGAAAUGGCGACUUCUUCUGCACAAAAUGGAGUUCAUCCUUCGAGAGGAGAGCAGCCUCCGAUGGUUCAGCCUUCUUCUCCAGUUACGGCCUGGCAGUAUCAUACUAUGUUACCAAAUCAAACACCAAUGGAGCAAGAUACAAGGAAUGAUUCCGGAGUAGCGUCUUCUCCGGAAAGCGAUAGAAGUGGAGGCCCGUGUUUCUCAGCAGCGACUACAAGUAAACCAACCACGUCCAUGCCCACCACGGCAUACUACUCCAACCCUAUGAUCAGCCAUGGACAAUUUCCGCAGCAACAGAAUAUCCCACCUCACAUGACGUACAAUAUGGAUCACACCCCCUUGACACCGCCCAGUUCAGAACCGAUGACAUCACCAAAAGUCCCUGAAACUGAGGAAGAGACCUCGUCCCCACCAGUGCAGAUGACAAUAGACAAUUUGAGAAGGCUUCAGUUGUCCUUGGAGAAGAACAUGUUCAUGCCCACAAUGCUAUCUCCAAAGCCAAGUGAAUGUCCUGCCGAGGAAGACAAGUUCAAGAAAGAACAAUACGACAAUGAUAUGGAAGCAUAUGACCAAGAAUUGAGAACACCCAAGAUAAACUCUCAUGGCAAAAUGAAAACCUACAAAUGCAAGCAUUGUCCUUUUGUUGCUACAACCAAAAUGGAUUUCUGGAAACACAACAGAAUACAUAUAAAAGACGACAAGAUCCUCACAUGUCCAAAAUGUCCGUUCGUUACAGAGUUCAAGCAUCAUCUGGAGUAUCACAUGCGGAACCAUGACGGUUCCAAGCCCUAUAAGUGCUCACAAUGCGACUACAGCUGCGUCAAUAACUCGAUGCUGAACUCUCACAAAAAAUCGCAUUCCAACAUCUACCAAUAUCGUUGUGCGGACUGCAGGUACGCUACUAAGUACUGCCACUCUCUCAAACUCCACUUGCGUAAACACAAACACAGACCAGCAAUGGUUUUGAAUGCAGACGGUACUCCAAAUCCUUUGCCAGUUAUUGAUGUGUAUGGUACCAGACGAGGACCUAAGUUGAAACCGCAAAGUCAGAAACCUACUGAAGCUAGUACUUCGAAUCCUGAGCCAAUAAUACCCUUCCCUUUCAACCCAUUGAUGCUGAAUGCAACUCCUCCAGUUCAGAGCCCGUUUCCUCCUCUUUUUCCAUAUUUUGCUGGUCUUCAGGAUCCGAGAGUGUUGGAAAACUUGAGGAGACUGGUACAUGAGAGUCAAGAAGCAGCUUCGAGUUCUCAAGCCACAGCCCAGGCCGCACCCCAAGCUUACCAAGCAACCCAAAAUGGAGUAUUGGAUCUGAGUAUGUCUGACAGCUCUUACAACGAUCAGCGUAACGGAUCUCCCAUCAAGGUCGAGCCACCCUCAAAUAAUGAAUCUUCGGGGGAUGAAGAAGAAAAUGAUGAAUAUUCCACCACUAUGUUCGAUAAUGUGGAAGUAGUUCAAGACAAUAAUCCUGAAGAUCAUAGUAAUACAGAGGCAACAAAUAAUGGUAUCCAAAACAGUUGUAAGUUUUGUGAUCUCAUCUUUGGAGAUCCAAUAAUGUACACCAUCCAUAUGGGUUACCAUGGCUUCAAUAACCCAUUUACGUGCAAUAUGUGUGGCGAAGAAUGCGGAGAUAGGCUUGUUUUCCAUGUACAUAUUGCACGGCAAUCCCAUAUGUAGUUGCCAACAUUUAUUGAGACUGUAACACUCAAAGACGGUUCUGCUAUCUAGUCAUUUUUUUUCUUUUAUUCCAGUUGAGUGCGUUUGCAUUUGUGCAAUUAAUUUUCUAAUGCAAGUACGGAGUUAGUACGGGCCAUAAUUAUUAUAUAAGAAAAUUUGCCAUGUAUAUUAUUUGUAUGUAAAUUUUUAAUUUAUUUGUAAAUCAUGUAUCACAGCUAAAAGUCCAAAUGUCAUAAACGAGCCGUCGUUUUUAAAUUUUGUCAUUUUGUGAAGUGUCUGUUUAUGAAAAUUAUUUAUUUUGAUAGAAUGUUGGGGCCACCUCCUUAAGACUGAUUUGUAAAUAUAUUUUUUGUAAUGGUAUCAGCUACCUAGAGCAACCAAUCAAACGUGUGCAGGUAUUAUAUAGUGUAUUUGUAUUAUAGAUGAUUACUCCUAAACCAAAUUAUGGAAAUAUGAAAAUAAAUACAUUUUGAAUUAUUGAUA
Molecule: messenger RNA, 2363 nt
Organism: Leptinotarsa decemlineata (Colorado potato beetle)
Lineage: Eukaryota; Metazoa; Arthropoda; Insecta; Coleoptera; Chrysomelidae
Product: protein hunchback
Biological process (GO): regulation of transcription by RNA polymerase II
Molecular function (GO): DNA-binding transcription factor activity; RNA polymerase II cis-regulatory region sequence-specific DNA binding
Source: RefSeq, a predicted model, not a curated record